Xenopus tropicalis (tropical clawed frog) is the source of this 2105-nucleotide messenger RNA. RefSeq names its product J domain-containing protein DDB_G0295729. The coding region runs from base 269 to 1213 and encodes 314 amino acids. The transcript is spliced from 8 exons. The record is from RefSeq and is a predicted model, not a curated record. NCBI's taxonomy places the organism in Eukaryota, Metazoa, Chordata, Amphibia, Anura, Pipidae.
GCACUGCAGCGGGCAAUGGGCGGGUCAGCGUCCUUCUGUUGCCUAGUAACAGGGAAGGCGGAGGUGUCUGCAGCUUCUAAGCCGCUGGAAUCGCAGGUUCGGUGCUGUUUGAGCUGUCACGGUACCUCUAGUGAUAACAAGAAAUGGCCACCGAACUGUAAUGGCUCACUAUUCCAAGAACAAAUGCCUGCGGUGCUGAGCUGUUGGAUUAAAGCAAUGUAAAGGGCACGUGAACCACUGACAGAACUUGUCCUCAAAUUUGAAAGAAAUGGCGGGCAGGCUGAGGAAAAACUCAAGAACAGAUGGCAACUCCAUGGCACAAGUAGAACCCACAAAAAGUUUGGGUAUUCACUCAUUCCAUACAAACAGGCCUGGCAGGUCGGAUCUCCCAGCCAUUGCUGGAGUUGGUUUAGGAGCUCCAGAUGCAAAACUGGCUAGCGUUGGGAUGGCUGCCAAACCAGCAAAAACUUAUGCCAGACCUGACAGGAUUGUGAAGUCUGUUAUAAGCAGAUCAGUGCAGGUAUCUUUUAGUGAAGGAAAUAUGUUUCUCUCUCAAAAUGAAGCUUUGCUGAAGGAGAACCUUUUACUCACUGCGACCCUCAAGGAAAAGGAAGUUACCAUAUUAAAUCUAAGGAAAGUCAUUGAAGAAAAGACACUUUAUUAUACUAAAGACUUAGAAGCUGAAAGAAACAGCCAUGCACUAACAAGGCAUCAGCUGGAGGAAAGCCAGAGCUUGGUGCAAGAGAAGCAGCAACUGCUAAAAGAGAAGACUCUGCAUUAUGAGAAAGUAGCCCUGGAAUUGCAAAAUCAGUAUGAGGAGAGAGUGACUUUACUGCAGAAACAAAGCCAGUUAGAAAUCAGCAGCAGGGAUGAAAAAAUAAAAAAACUGAAACAGCAGAUUUCAGAACUCUUCAAAGAAAAUUCAUGGGAACAUAAACAACAGAUGGACGAGUAUCAGAAGGAAGUUAAUCGGCUGGCAGAAGAAGUUAGGUCACUUCACUUGCAGUUAAAAAGAGAAAACACUUCAGCGAAGGAAUGUGAACAGUGCAUUAAAUGGAAAUUGGCUUUGGAGGAUACUAAGUUACAGCUAAAACUGAAAAAUAGGACCAUCGAGGAACUGCAAUCAGUGUGCCGGAGGUUUCAAAAGCAACUCACAGAGCAAGAAAAGUUACAGAAUAUACUCAUAUUGAAGAGCAGCAGCAACGUGAAGUAACCAUUCUGCCUACCUCCACUCGGCCAGCCAACCGGAUGUCUUCAUCUUUAAACUUUAGUUUGAAAUUUUUUCUUUUUUUUUUGAACUGUGAUUGAUAACUAAGCUAUAUGUUGAAGUUACUCUGAUCAGAUCACUUCUAACUUCCUCUGCUCCUAUUUAAUGAUAAGUGCUUUGUUAUAUACCUCCCCUCAUGGAAAUUACACAAUCCCACUAGAAAUGACAUAGCCUGUGUGCUAUGUGUGCACUAAAGAUUGCAUGAUAGAAACACCCAGUCAGGGAGAAUGAAGAGGGCAGGAGGGGGAUCAGCCUGCCCAGCAAUUGACAUGGUAGGAGUGGGACAUCCCAACAUUAGAUUUAGACACAGUAAGAAGUGAACUCAUAGAACUUCUUAGCUCUGCAGUUUUAACUAUUAACAGAACUAACAGACUAUAGUUAUAUAUAGUACUUACCCCCAUAUGUAACAAAGUUUGCCCAGGAGCAGUGACCCAUAGCAACCAAUAAUAUGUUGAUUAUUUGCUACGAGUUACUGCUCCUGGACAAAUGUAAUGCCUUUUAUUACAUAACCCCUUAAGAAUACUCACAGGAGUAGACUGUAGCAUGCAGUAUUGCAGUGCCAGCCAUUCCCUGUUUAGUCCUACAUGCAGCUCUAACCUUAAAGGAGAACUAAACCCUAAAACUGAAUAUGGCCAAAAAUGUCAUAUUUUAGAUACGGAAUGUACUGCUCCUGCAUAAAUGUCAGCAUCUCAAUAGAAUCAAUGAUCCAGGACUUCAAACAUGUCACUGGGGCUCCCCAUCCUGGAAGGUGUCUGUGACGCUCACAUGCUCAGCAAGCUCUGAGCAGCUGUUGAGAAGUUAAGCUUAGGGGUUGUCACAUUUUUGUUUUAUUUUAGUU